Molecule: messenger RNA, 1436 nt
Organism: Acinonyx jubatus (cheetah)
Lineage: Eukaryota; Metazoa; Chordata; Mammalia; Carnivora; Felidae
Gene: LY6G5B
Product: lymphocyte antigen 6 family member G5B
Exons: 3
Coding region: 648-1298 (216 amino acids)
Cellular component (GO): external side of plasma membrane
Source: RefSeq, a predicted model, not a curated record
UAGCAGUAGAGCAGAACUAGCAGUGGAUGCGGAGAUGUGCAAUGUCACAUGGAAAAGACCUAGGGGAAAAUCCACUUUCAAAGACUGGAGACAUAAUUUGUUCUUUUUUGGCCACCUAUGGCUGUACAUUUAUACUGUAAGGAGUAUAAUCAACAACAAAAUAUUUCGGUUUUGAUUUUACAGGGAAAGUGGUCCUGAAAUAAAUAGAACGGUAAGGGGUGGAAAGAGGGACAAGGUCCAGAGUUGCUGCUGGGUGGUGUCUGUGCGCCCCCUGCUGGGGGAGCUGACACGCUCAUCUCAGGAGAGGGACCCUGGGCGCCUGGCCCAAGUGUUUCCCAGCAUGGUAGGGACUCGCUGUAUGUGUGGGGAGGACAGCAGGUGGUACCAGAGACAGACACUGGUCCAUGGACCCUUGAGGUGUGGGAAUAGAUUUUUUCAGGGCAUGAGAGAGACAGAUAGACAACUGGAUAAAGGCCCAGGUGUUGUUCUUGUGUAGGCCACUGUUCCCACGUCCAGGAACCUGACCUUGUGGGUGAGGACAUGUCGUCCCUCCAGCCAAGUUAAUAACUUCCUCCCCCAGCCAAGGAAUAUAGCUCUACGUCUACAGCAGCUCCUGCUCAAACUAUCAAAAUCACCCUGCAAGGAACAUGGUCACAGGAAGGUGGGAUUUCAGGAUACCCCUCAGGGACUGCUCUUCUCAGAAUUCCAUCAUGAAGUUCCAUGUACUUGUAGGUGUGCUGGUCAUGGUGGGCUUCACAGUGGGAAAGGCUCCUGUUUCUGAAGUCCGGACCGGUCACCUCUGCCUCUUAGAAGACCCUUCUACAGGGUGCAUUUCCGGCUCAGAGAAGUGCACCAUCAGUAGCUCGUCGCCAUGCAUGGUGAUAACCAUCUAUUAUGAUACCAAGAUACGUUUCUUCAUCCGAGGCUGUGGACAGUACAAUUCUUACCGCUGCCAGGAAAAACGCAAUACCUACUUCUCGGAGUACUGGUACCAGGCCCAGUGCUGCCAGUACGAUUACUGCAACUCCUGGUCCAGCCCCCAGCUCCAGAGCUCCCUGCCUGAUCCCCCUGCUGGGACCUUGGCCCUGCCCCUGUCGGAGUUCCAAAUCCAGUGGUUCUACAAGGCUCUGAACUUCUCACUGCCCCUACCCACCUUCCGUGCUGGGAAGGAGCCUGAAGGCCUCGACCCCCUGGCCACCCUGCCCCUGAACCUGAGCUUGUCCAUCGCUGACCUGCGCCACGUAUACUUGUCUCUCAACAGCUCAGGACUUUUGGUUCUUCCCUGGGCUGGGCCCUGAUGCCUUAUCCUUCUUGGAUUUUACUCUUCCAGCAUCUCUCUCCUAACACCCCAGCACCUAAUGCUGCCCUCCUAGAACACCCACAUUCUCUGGUCUGUGAUUUUCCAGGCCUCCCUUCUCUGUGCUUCCAGCAUCUGU